CCGGGUUGGUCAGUGAGGAGAGAGUGAGGAACAAAAUGCUUUUCAUUUGUUAAGGAGCUCAUUGACGAGCUGACAAACCCUCCAGAGUCUCCGAGCUCCGGCUUCACUUCACUGGCUUUUAUUUCCACAACAAACAAACUGUGGACUGUCCGGACAGACCCGACUCUUUAAAUCCACUUUGUUUAUUUCACUUUCUGCUGCAGCACCAAGCUCUUUCCUCACAGGCUCUGCGUUUUCCUGGUGAUGACCUCACUGUUGUUCCCUGGCAACGCCCACGCUGCGAUGAAGGACCUCUCCUCUUCCUCCUCUCCUCUCAGCUCCCUGCUCCACUACCCGUCCUCCAAAACCUCUGUCGUGCCGUUCUCUCCGUCCGCCGGCGCCGCCUCCUCGCCCGGAUCGUCUCUGUCGUCGUCGGCGCCGCUCUCCAAACCUCAGCCCUUCUGCCUCCAGACGGGGCCGCACCUCAUCGCCAGCAUGCAGCUGCAGAAGCUCAACUCGCAUUACCAGAACCUCGCCGGAGCUUCUGCCGGACACCCGGCGCCCGGAGGUGCUCAAAGGGGCUUCGGCGCCUCCACUCUGGGCACCGGGAACCAGCUUCUGGGGCCGUCCGGAGGCCUCGGUGGAGGUGGGAUGGGCGUUGGCAUCAGCGUGGGGAACCAAAGCUCCGGCAAUGGUGGAAUUAUCGACUUUGACCCCGUGGACGAGGAGGUCCUCAUGUCGCUGGUGGUGGAGCUGGGUUUGGACCGAGCCAACGAGCUGCCCGAGCUUUGGCUGGGUCAGAAUGAGUUCGACUUCAUGUCGGACGUGCCGGCCGGAUGCUGACCUACGAGAAGAGGAACUCUUGGAAUCGAUUGACGAACAGAGAGACGACUUUCUCUUCCUCUGUUUUUGUUUUUUCUCUUUCUUGGUUGAUUCGACGAGGAAACAGAAGAGACACCGAGUGCUGGAAGCUGAGCGAGAUUGUCUUACGGAAAGUUCGAACCCAACCUGACGGGAUUAAAAAGUUUUAUUUUCCUUUUCCAUUGAAGUUUGAACACAAAACAAGGAGUCGUCUCUCUUCCUGCCGUCACUCCGUAAGACAGUUCGGAGGCGUUCCGCGGAAACGAAACAGUAAAGGCGACACACCCGUCGGGACUUUCUCCAUCAAUGCUAAUGGAAAAUACUACGUUUCCUGUUUUCUUAAUGGACAAUAUUAGACUCUGGUCUCAUGGGAAAGAGACUCUUUGUCUCUUUGGUUUCACAAAGAAACUGAUUGUCCGAGAACUGGUUAUCUCAAUGUACUUCUUUUUCUUUCUUUCUUUCUUUCUUCUUGAACUGAGUUCAACCAGUCGUAUUCAUGUUAUUUAAGACAGUGGCUGAUAUCCAUCAAGACUUCUUUGGACAAGGAGCGCUUCUGUAGCGCGUCUAUAAUCAGUUCUACUUUUCCGAACAUAAUGAAUUAGAUCAAGGGAUGAGGAAUCUCUUCGGAGCACCGGACCUGAAUGGAGUAAAUUGUUUCUCGCUCCGGAGAACACCGCCGGUUGAGGCCCUUUUUAUUUUUUGUGGGGUCAUGUGAUUCCACAUUACAUGUUCAUGUUUUGUUUUUUGGACCUAGGUGCUCAAGUCGAAUCGGUGUUGAUGACCCUACAUCGCAGAUACCAAAGUCUUGUCAACGUUUGUGGACCAACGACCCUGAAUGGCACUCUACUUUUUGUUUUUCCUGUUUUACCGCUUUGUUGUUUAUGUCAAAACAUAAAUUCAAAACUUAUCAACACGUUCCCUGAUGGAUAAAAUGAAGCAUCCGUAUGUUUUUGUCUGUUUGAACACCUUGCAGGGCAGCUGGUGGUUUGGUUUCAUGUCAUUGACUCUGGCAGCCUCAUUUGAACGCCUAAAUUUGUCCUACUGAUGGUUUGUUUUGGUUUGUUUUUAGCUAACCAAUCACUGUCUGCUAAACAUUUGAUUUUGGCUACUGUAACUUGUAGAAACCAGCGUAAGCUUUAGUUGUGGGUAGCGCAAUGACAUAACAAUUCCAACCCAAGCUCUGAAAGCUCUUAACUUUAUCAGCCACAUGAACUAACAGUAUUGGAUUAUAUCAUCUGAAUGAUCUUUGAUUGGCGUCGAAGCUCCAGAAAACACUAAAAACAAGAAGAUGUUGAGGGGAAGCAACUUGUUUUAACAUUGAAGUUGCAUUUCACAUGCGAAAUGAUGAAAGUUCUUCAUCGUCUUUUUAGACUCACAGCCACAUUAAAACAUUAUUUGCGUAUCCUCCGCGAUGCCGUUCACUCUCUACGACUGUCAGAUAUUAACUCUUGUAGUUUACAGACUCUACCAGGUGUUUUCUUGCUCCUGCAGGCGUUAGCGGUGGAAAAUAAAAACCUCAGUGGGGAUUUAAAAACCGACACCCACCUGUUGGAGCCGCACUGUGCUGUGGGUGGAUGCAGGUAGCACGGCUCGGCUCUGACCUAUAUCUGCCGCGGUAAGAAGAUACGUCGAAACAAAGGCCUUUCACCUCGACUUGGUGUGUCUGUCAUCUGGACAUUGUUGGUCUUCUGUUGGACCGCACACUGGAAAUAACACACCUGUAUCUGCUUGUGUGUGUGUGUGUAUAUAUUUAUAUAUAUAUGUGGCAACUCACCUUGUCUGCACAAACACACACACACCGGGAACAGUCGACGUUCGGGCAUACAAAGGCGCACACAUACGGGAGCACGGGGAUGGUAUUACAGCAGGGAAACGAGAGUCGCCGCCGUGAAACAGGCACUUGUUCAGUUACACACAGACUUCUUGAGGUAUCGAGGUUGUUGGUGUGUGUGCGUUUGUGUAAAAAGAAAGACUGUACACGAGUCUUAAAACGCAAUUAAACGCGUGUGUCCGCGUUAAUUUAUUUAGAUACAGGCCGGUCGGCUUACAGACUUCAGUUCUGGAUGUUCGUCAGAGUCUCGGUUACACUCAAUGAGCACCAAUUUUCUUCUCCUUUCUUUAAUGAAACAUGAGAAGCGGUGAUUAAUGAGAACGCGACGAAGGAGUAAUUUGACAGAAUCUGCCUUUUUAAGCAGGACUCGCCUCGUAACAAACGCUUUAUUGACGCGGCGCGGAGAAGUCAAAGACGCUUCUCAUCACUUCUAAAUCCAACAGACAGACACGUUGAUUCUUCUCUUCCUCUUCGUCUCUCGUCGUCGCCGCUCUAAGUGGGUCGAAAUAACAUUCCCCAAAUCGAAGACGGCCUCGUGUUUGUUGUUUUGUGGUUCCAGCUGAUUGAAUGUUGUUGUUCUUCGCCGUAUGAUUCCCUCCUCUGAGAGGUUUCCUGCUGGAGAUGUUUGAGUCGUCGUGAGGACUUUCAUUUCCUCUUCUCCUCGACAGAUUAACCUUUUGACCUGAAGUAAACUUCAUAGCCGAGAAGGUUUCUACCGCAAUCAUGUCAGGAGAUCACGGUAAACAGUGGAACCUGAAGCAACAUCACAUAGAAAUUCAUAUUUUUCCAAUUUAGCGCCCCCCAGUUUCAGACUGUCCUCGAGUAUUUGUUCAGAUUAGCGAGUCCUCCUUAGCUUCCUCCAUCAACGUCCUCUUCACUCUCUUCUCCUCUGCCAUUAUGUCCAUACAGGCUCCUGUUCUGGCACGACACCAACUCUGCUCUUGUUAGCCUCCCCCUGUAAACCCUCCUUCUUCCUCUUCUUCUUCUGGUGGUCCAAAACGCCUGUGGUACAAACACUAACACUCCCCCGCUAUCUAAUAUUAGCUAACAGCACCACAAAGAGUCAACACCUUCUUCAAACCUCUAAGGCUGCCUUAGUUUUAGCUCGACGUACGUAAUGAACUGAUUAAACUGGCUUCUCGCGAUAAAUAAAUAAAUAAAAGCCACAGUCAGUAGCGGGUUUGCAGACUAGCAACACCUUUUCAAACUCAAUAAUUAACAAGUUUUGCUUGUUUAUUUGAUCUGUACGAAAAUGGAGGUGUUGCCAGGCAACCGGUGUAAACAGGAAGUCGCUGCUCUUGUUUUCACAGUUACAGAAAUUAAAAAAUAAAAAUAUUAUUAGUUGUUUUUCUGCGUCCCCGUAAACCUUCACGGUCCCCACAGCCAAUGUAGUUGAAGAUUUACGGUCUCCAUGUGACGGCUGGUGAUUUGUUACACGCCCAUCCAUCCGUUCGCCUCUUUGCGCCUCGUGGGAGUCGUGACAAACGUUCGGACACAUCAAGGCCUGUGAAAACCUUCGACGCGAGCGGUGAUUCAUCUGUUUGAAGGGUUUCCUCUGCGCGGUCCACUGCUCUCUCUCUCUGCACUGAUUUAUUCAUCACAUUUACUUUCGAACUUGUAUAUUAACGUUUUUGUUGUUUCUAAUGAUGAAAUGAUUAUUCAAAGAUGAUUUUUUAAAAGCACUUUUUUUUGCUCACCGGCUCUCACUUGUACAUCUUAUAUGAAUAUGUAAAUGACUGAAAUCAUAUUGAAAAAAAAAUGCUUGUAUUUUUGUUACGGCUCUGAGUUUGAGGGGAAAAUAAAGAAACUGAAAAGUGA
Larimichthys crocea (large yellow croaker) is the source of this 4489-nucleotide messenger RNA. It is a transcript of the gene cited1, whose product is annotated as Cbp/p300-interacting transactivator, with Glu/Asp-rich carboxy-terminal domain, 1. The transcript is spliced from 2 exons. Gene Ontology annotation, cellular component: nucleus. Gene Ontology annotation, biological process: regulation of DNA-templated transcription. The coding region runs from base 244 to 822 and encodes 192 amino acids. Gene Ontology annotation, molecular function: transcription coactivator activity. The record is from RefSeq and is a predicted model, not a curated record. NCBI's taxonomy places the organism in Eukaryota, Metazoa, Chordata, Actinopteri, Sciaenidae.